UGUGAAGAAGAAUUUGUCCGGUCAACCCCACAAAAUCCGGGACAUAGGUUAAGAGUAAAAAUAGUAUUUUUUUUCUAUCAGCUGAUAAAAUUUUGAUAUCAAAUGUGGCCUGUUUUCUUCACAGCACUGAGGACGUACGCUCCUUACAUUACUCUUCCGUUUGCUGGGUUAAUUGGAGUCAUUGGAUAUAAUCUGGAAAAUUGGUUCUCUGAUAAAUAUACCCCUUACAAUAAAUCAAUUGAAGAGCAACGUCAAGAGAGAUUGUUAGAGGAAGAAAAACUGAAAGCUGCCGAGAAUGUGGAGAAGUUAAAAUAUAAAGCUAAUGUUCUCAACACAAACGUAUCACCUUCAUUAUCCUAAUUGUCUAGUUUAUAUUCAAAUUUAUGACUGAUGUUUGUCAACAGAUACAUUCCUAUACAUUGAACCUAUACUAUAACCUGAAAUAUCUAAUUAAGUGUAAAGGAAAAUGAAAAAAUGCAUCUCUUUACUCAUGAGUCAACAGUUUUGAUCUACGUUUGAUAAGUACUAUUUUGAUAUAUAAACUAUACUUUUUGGGAGGAAUUCACAAAAAGAUCCGUUUCAGAAAUACAGGGUGAUGAAUGUAAAAAAUGAAAAUGGUGUUUUUCAUCAUCAUUCAAAUUUGUGAUUCAUUUCAAAAUGAAUCAGGAUAAAGUCUCUUCUUUCUUCAAUAUUUUCUGAAUCUCCAGUUGAAUGAACAUACUUGUUCACAUCAAUGAAAUUCAACCAUUUCAAGGGUAUUUGAGAUUUGUUAUGAUUCCUUCCAAUUGAUUUGAAUGUUCAAGAAAAUGAAAAAUUAUAUUGGAAUACAUAUUUUGUUGAAUCGAACUUCUUAAAUAAAAUGAAAUUGAUAAAGCUGCAGUUCACUUAUGUAUUGUUGUAGUGAACAUAUUUUCAGGGAAUUUCAAUCUCAAACACAAGUUGUGAGGUCAUUUUCAAUGCGCCUGAGACUUAUUUCCUUUGCAAAUGUUCACACAUGUAUACAGUAAAAGCUCUGUUAACUGAACUCAGGUCAACUCAAAUGGUUACAUGAACAAAAUAAACUAGUGGAUACCAUAAUAUAUGAUACUCUGCACAGGUAAUAAUACAAUAAAUUGAAAUACGCUCACAUUGUUUGAAAAUAAAGAAAAGUAAAACCUACAGAAA
Molecule: messenger RNA, 1164 nt
Organism: Leptinotarsa decemlineata (Colorado potato beetle)
Lineage: Eukaryota; Metazoa; Arthropoda; Insecta; Coleoptera; Chrysomelidae
Product: small integral membrane protein 12-A
Source: RefSeq, a predicted model, not a curated record